This is a messenger RNA of Maniola jurtina (meadow brown), 965 nucleotides long. It is a transcript of the gene PGAP2, whose product is annotated as post-GPI attachment to proteins factor 2. Gene Ontology annotation, biological process: GPI anchor biosynthetic process. The record is from RefSeq and is a predicted model, not a curated record. NCBI's taxonomy places the organism in Eukaryota, Metazoa, Arthropoda, Insecta, Lepidoptera, Nymphalidae. The transcript is spliced from 3 exons. Gene Ontology annotation, cellular component: Golgi membrane; endoplasmic reticulum membrane. Bases 128 to 886 code for a protein of 252 amino acids.
CUUUCCAUUGGAAAAUGAAACAACAGUUGAAGUCCAUUUAUUUAUUUUAAUAAUUCUAUAAAUUCAGUGAUUAACAUAGGAAUACUAAUGAGAUAUCUGUGUAUUUAAGUGAAAAUAAUUUAGGUAAAUGUAUCUCCCUCUCCAUAAUGGAUCUGAGAGAAAGUAUUUCGUCAAAAUUCCCAUCAAGAAGUUGGGAUUAUUUACAGUUUCACUCCCGCUGUUUGCGUUCAUAACUUGUGUUAUAAUAACAUUAUAUAAAGAUUUUGAGAAAGCAAAUAAUACACAUUGCAAAGUUCCAAACGUCUUCCCUUCGAUAUCAGCUUCCAUAGGCAACUACGAACCACAGCGCAGUAUAUGGAGAAUAGCAAUUUACACUCAUGCUCCAUUAAGAUUCUUCAUUAUUUAUUUAAGAUGGAAGUAUUAUAUAAAUGUUAUAAGCCAAAAUUGUGCCUUUGUAGUAAAAUUAGCAGUAUUUUUAAAUAUUCUAGAAAAUUUGUCACUAAUAGGACUGACGCACUGGGCCUCAUCAAAAAAUUAUCCUUUCCAUGAAGCAUGCUUUAAAACAUUCAUUGGAAGUUCUAUAUUCUACAUGUUUUUUACCUGCAUGAUGCUCACAAAGUACAGACGGAGAACCACACUAACACAAUUAGAAAUAUAUUCAAUCAAGUUAAAAUGGAGAGCUUUUUUUGUGAAUGUGGGUUCAUUUGCAUUUGCUGCCUAUUUUUUCUUGAGACAUAAUCGUUUGUGUGAACCUUAUGUUUAUUCAAUGUUUGGAUUUUCGGAAUAUAUUGUGGUUGUUAGCAAUAUAACAUUUCAUAUGACAACAGUGUAUGACCUCAGAAAGCAGUACAUUUAUUUAACUAGAAAAGGGUUUUUAAUUGAAUGACUGAGAAUUGUAAAUAAUAUCUUUUUGAUACAAGAUGAACUAAAGAAACAUGACAUAAAUCAAAGACGUUUAAAUAUAA